AGCCAUGAAAAGAGAAUCACGUUUCACUUGCACUUCCCUUCAUAAUUAUAACCUCCUAAUUGCCACCUUUCUUUCUGCCUAAUCAGUGUUCUCUUCUGCACUUUCUGUGCUUUGCACAUCCCACAAAGAUCCUCCUCUCCUUUCCAUGUGAAAUCUUUGAGAUUGCUCUAUCAAAAACCCUGAACCAGCAACCCACACAACUCUCGUCUCUGAAAUGACUAGCAUAUGUUUCAAGAAUUCUCUUCUGCUUCUCUGUUUUGUCUCGUUAUGUUCUUCUUCUUUGGUGUUCUCUCUCGAUGUUGAUGCUGAAAUUCUUAUCCGAGUCAAGAAUGCUAUGCUUGACGACCCCAAUGGAAAUCUCAGUGACUGGGUUGAAACCACUGACCAGAACCCUUGUAAGUGGACUGGCAUUACUUGUGAUUCUCAGAAUAAUCAAUCGGUUGUUUCAAUUGAUUUAUCUGGGUUUGGCAUAUCGGGGGGGUUCCCAACGGGAUUCUGUCGCAUUUGGACCCUCCAGAACCUUUCUCUGGCUGAUAAUUUCUUCAAUGGUACUCUCACUUAUCGCGCUGUGUCUCCAUGCUCACACCUUCAUGCAUUGAUUCUCGCCGGAAAUGUAUUCGUCGGUGAGUUGCCAGAUUUCUUGCAGGAUUUUGACAAUUUACUAGUUCUAGAUCUCUCCAGAAACAAUUUUACCGGUGAUAUUCCGGCUAGUUAUGGGAGGCUUCAGUCCUUAAAAGUUCUCUGUCUGGCUGCUAACUUGCUUAGUGGUUCAAUCCCAUGGUUUUUAACCAAUCUUAGCGAAUUAACACGGUUGGAACUAGCUUAUAAUCCGUUCAAGCCUAGCCCUCUGCCUAAAGACAUUGGCAAUUUAUCAAAGCUCGAGAAUUUGUUUCUUGCCUCCACGAAUCUCAACGGUGAAAUUCCAGACUCGAUUGGGAAGCUUUGGUCGUUAUACAAUCUCGACUUGUCAAACAAUUUCAUCACUGGCAAGAUUCCUGUUAGCAUUUCCCAAUUGAAAAGCAUAGAACAAAUAGAGCUCUUCAACAAUCAACUAUACGGUGAGUUACCUGAAAGUUUGUCAAAUUUGACUUCUUUGCUUAAAUUUGAUGCUUCACAAAACAACCUCACCGGAAACUUACCAGAAAAGAUCGCAGCAAUGCAACUUCAAUCGUUGAAUUUAAACGACAACCACUUCACCGGAGAAAUCCCUGAGGUUUUGGCUUUGAAUCCAAAUCUAUCUGAAUUAAAAAUCUUCAACAACAGCUUUACUGGGAAAUUACCUGCUAAUCUUGGCCGGUACUCCGAUUUGGAAAAUUUUGAUGUUUCCACCAAUAAUUUUUCCGGCGAGUUGCCGCAAUACCUCUGCCACAGGAAUAAGCUUCAAACCGUUAUCACUUUUCGCAACCGUUUCUCUGGUAGUUUGCCUGAGACCUUGAGUGAAUGUAGCAGUUUAAAUUAUGUGAGGAUUGCCGAUAAUGAGCUCUCUGGUCCUGUUCCAAUCAAGUUCUGGGGUCUCCAUACAUUUCUUCUUGAAUUAUCCAAUAACAAAUUUGAAGGUCCAAUUUCUCCUUCAAUAUCUGGUGCUCGAGGACUAACUCGACUCUUAAUCUCUGGCAACAACUUUUCUGGCAAAUUACCGGCGGAAAUGUGUGAAUUGCAUGAGGUCAUCGAGAUCAAUUUGGGUCGUAAUCAAUUCGAAGGUGAAUUGCCUUCAUGUAUAACUGAAUUGAAGAAGUUGCAGAAGCUCGACAUGCAAGAAAAUAUGUUUUCCGGGGAGAUUCCAAGUUCAGUGGGUUCAUUGCGUGAUUUAACUGAAUUGAAUUUAUCAAGAAAUCGGCUUUGUGGCAAGAUUCCGCCGGGACUCGGUAACUUGCCGGUUUUGACUUGUUUAGAUCUUUCCGAUAACUUGCUCAUCGGUGAAAUUCCAAUGGAGUUGACGAAGUUGAAGCUUAAUGAGUUCAAUGUAUCUGAUAACAGGUUAUACGGGAAAGUGCCUUCCAUUUUCACUAAUGCACUGUACUUACCGAGUUUACUGGGUAACCCGGAUCUGUGUAGUCCGGAUUUUAAACCGCUCCCUCCAUGCUCCAAACCUGAACCCGCCACCUUGUACACUGUGGCCAUUUUGGCUAUCUGCGUUUUAAUUUUUGUUGGGUCUCUCAUAUGGUUCUUCAAAGCCAAGACCUUGUUUGUGAGAAAACCGAAACCCCCAUACAAAGUCACUGCAUUCCAACGGGUCGGGUUCACCGAGGAAGAUAUAUUUCCAUUAUUAACAAAACAGAAUCUAAUCGGGUCAGGCGGGUCAGGUCAAGUUUACAAAGUUACGCUCAAAACAGGACAGAUUGUCGCAGUGAAGAGGCUGAGGGGAGGAACCCAGAAACCAGAAACAGAAUCCGCGUUCAGAUCAGAAGUGGAGACACUGGGUCGAGUGCGGCAUGGCAAUAUCGUGAAGUUGUUGAUGUGUUGCAGUGGAGAGGAGUUCAGAAUUCUGGCGUAUGAGUACAUGGUGAACGGGAGCUUAGGAGACGUGUUGCAUGGAGAGAAAGGUGGCGGUUUACUGAAUUGGCCCAGGCGGUUCGCGGUGGCUUUGGGUGCAGCACAGGGCUUGGCUUAUUUGCACCAUGAUUGUGUACCGCCUAUUGUGCAUAGGGAUGUGAAGAGCAACAACAUCUUGUUGGACGAGCAGAUGAGACCAAAGGUGGCAGAUUUUGGGUUGGCUAAGACGUUGCAGAGUGAGGUAGGUGAGAGUGAUGUGGCUAUGUCUCGGAUCGCUGGGUCCUAUGGCUACAUUGCUCCAGAGUAUGCUUAUACGCUUAAAGUGACAGAAAAGAGUGAUGUGUACAGCUUUGGAGUGGUGUUAAUGGAGUUGAUCACCGGGAAAAGGCCGAUUGACUCUUGCUUUGGUGAGAAUAAGGAUAUAGUGAAGUGGGUUACCGAGGCAACGUUAUCAUCAUUGCCUGAACAAGCAAGUGAAAAUGACAGCGGUACUUGCUGCACUGGAGAUCACCUAAAAGAGAUCAUAGAUCCAAAGAUGGACCAAUCAACAUGUAAUUUUGAAGAAAUUGAAAAGGUUUUGAAUGUAGCUCUUCUUUGCACAUCAGCAUUUCCCAUUAACAGGCCCUCCAUGAGAAGGGUAGUUGAAUUGCUCAAGGACCAGAAAUUUGCUCGUCCUAAGUAUGAUGCUUACGAGAAUUGUUAGACAGCAGACAGAGACCCCAUAGCCAGUAGGACUGGUAAUGGCAAUUAGUAACUUUUUAUCAAAUUUUCAACUACAAUUAUGCCGCCUUGUGCUUGGCUCAGAAGCAAAGGUGGACAUCAGGAUAUGGCACCUGCUUAUAUUGACAUGUUUAAUUAAGCUGCACAUGUGCGUCUUUUAAUUAA
Messenger RNA from Hevea brasiliensis (rubber tree), 3378 nucleotides. Its product is annotated as LRR receptor-like serine/threonine-protein kinase HSL2. Gene Ontology annotation, molecular function: protein kinase activity; ATP binding; receptor serine/threonine kinase binding. NCBI's taxonomy places the organism in Eukaryota, Viridiplantae, Streptophyta, Magnoliopsida, Malpighiales, Euphorbiaceae. The transcript has 2 exons. The record is from RefSeq and is a predicted model, not a curated record. The coding region runs from base 215 to 3196 and encodes 993 amino acids. Gene Ontology annotation, biological process: protein phosphorylation.